Messenger RNA from Oryza sativa Japonica Group (Japanese rice), 1443 nucleotides. RefSeq names its product protein BCCIP homolog. Gene Ontology annotation, cellular component: nucleus. NCBI's taxonomy places the organism in Eukaryota, Viridiplantae, Streptophyta, Magnoliopsida, Poales, Poaceae. The record is from RefSeq and is a predicted model, not a curated record.
AACAAACAGGGCCUUGAUGCAUGGGCCUCGUUCUACUUCCAUUGGAGAAGGCAAGCCUCUCCUCCCUCUCCGAACCAGCCGCCGCCGCCGCCGCCGCCGACUGCUCGGCGAUCAUGGUCGGCGACCGAAAGCGCCCGGCUCCCUUCGCCGGAUUCUCCCCGUUCGCUCGCUCCCUCCUCUUCUCCGCCUCCUCCUCUAAACCACUACCUCCCCCCGAGGAUCCACCCGCCGCCGCCGCCGACGAAAUCCCUUCAGGAAUCGCCGGCUCCAGUCGCGAUAUGCCGCCGCCCAAGCGCGCCAAGCGGGCCGAGCCUUCCAGCGACGAGGAGCGCUACAGCAGUGACGACGAGAGCUACAGCAGCGACUCCGACGACAGCGACGACGCGUCGGAGGAGCUCGAUACGGUGCAAGCGGACUUCGCCUUCUACGACCCCAAGCCCGGCGACUUCCAUGGCGUCAAGCUGCUGCUCAAGACCUACCUCGACUCCAAGCCGUGGGAUCUCACUGGCUUCGUCGACCUCAUCCUUGAGCAGACCACGGUGGGUACGGUUGUCAAGAUUGCUGACGAUGAAGAGGAUGGUGAAGGAAAUGGUGCUGAUGGAAGCAGCACUGGUGGCAAUGACGAUCUGUUUGGUCUCAUUAGCGUGCUUAAUCUUGGAAGAUACAGUGAGCACCGCUGUAUGAAGGAUCUUAAGGAUUACCUGCUUGCUGUUUGUGGUGACAAGGAUACCAAGAAGAAGCUCAAGCAAAUGCUGGGGGACAAAGCACCUGAUGUGGGUCUGCUUGUGUGCCGCCGUUUUGUGAAUUUCCCAUAUGAACUUGUGCCCAAGAUGUAUGAAUCGUUAUUUGACGAAGUUUCAUGGGCCACAGAAGACGAGCCAACACAAGAACUCCGGGACUCCUUCCGGUUCAAGCAGUACCUAAUGGUUGUCAGAGUACUUGAGAGGAAAACUCCAGCAAAGCAAAAGGCAAAGAACAGUACAGAAGAGGAUGAGCCUAUUAUCUAUCCUAAGUUAGAAGACGAAAUUUUUCGCGAGCUUUCUUCAUGGUCGUUCACUUUCCCAAUACGUUCUGAACAAUCGGCUCAGCAAGAGAUGAAGAAUUACAAGGAGAUGGGCUUAGUGAUGGCCGUCAAAGCUGAAGCAAUUCCGAAGUUCCGAAAGAAGUUGGAGGAUCUACUAUCUGAAUAGUUCUCUCCACGCAUUGUAGGUCGUGUGGAAUUUUGCUGCUGUCCACAUGAUAUUGGAACCUCCAUAUCUUCUCUUGCUAUUGCUUGUUAGUGUCCCUAGUAAGCGCGGACGCUAAGUUUGUGAGUGCAAAGCCCUAAUUGAAUUGCUAGCAUUGCCAUAGUAGAAGAGAAAUUCAUGUGUAAGAGGAAAUCAAUUAUGAACUUCCCUUAUACUGAUAUCAAGAGAUUUUGAAGGACUUUUUUGGUUGCUCGAA